AUGGACCAGAACUGGAACGAAAAUGAACCGCAUGUGGUUGAAGAAUUUGCUGAGGAGUUCAAGGAAUGCUCGAAUUCAGGGAUUGGCACCUCGUUAGGUGGCCGAUAUAAUAAACACAAGAAAUUGAUGCAAGAACACAUAGCUCUAGAUUGGGCUGUGCAUAUUGAAGAAAAUGGAAUCCAAAUGUAUGGCAUUUUCUGCGGUUUCAAUGGUGGGGCCGAUGUGGCUAGAUUCGUCAUGAACAGAAUGGUCUAUGAAGUGUUCAAGGAUCAUCCAAUCGCCAAGUCAAUGAGUGUUCAAGAAGUUAAAGAUGCUUUACUCAAGAAGUUUCAUACUGUGGAUAUGCGGUACCUUCAAACUGUUGAUGAUGAUUUAACCGAAAGAUUUCUUUUACUAGAUGACCCUAUUGGGAAUGCCGAUCGCAUUUCAGUGCUGAAUGCUAAGAUUCGAAAAGGGACUACUGUUUUUGUCGUUCUCAGAGUUGAUCAUCAUCUUUAUGUACUCAACUGCGGCACGUCUCUAGGUUUGGCAGUACGGUCUGAUCGAUCUAUGGUUCGCUUGAACUCGCGCGUUCACGACAAUGACGAUCCUAGUGAGUAUGAACGGCUAGAGAAACUGAACAUUGAUCCUUUGACGGUUCACCGUCCUACUCGUGCGUUGGGUGACUACUUCCGGCGGAACCUUUUCGAUGAAAAAGAAGAAUUCAUAGGGGCGAAGGGCAAUCCAGUUAUUUCAGAACCAGAUCUCUACCAUCUAGAGAUAGACGAAACUUGGAAGUACUUAGUCCUGCUAUCGGAUGGUGUGUUGCAGAAUCUAAAAGAUUGUGGUGUUGAAGAUAUUACCGCUGAAGUGCAGGAGAGGUUACAAGUUGAGAUAAGCGUACGAAGUACUGCACAAGGACUGGUGGAUGCGUUUGGAAGGAAGCACGAUAUUGCUUAUUGUAGAAAUGACUUUGCUGACCAUGUGAGCAAUCGUCGAGAAGAAAUGACUGUCAUCUUUGUGCAACUAUGGGAUCCGAAUAAAUUCGCAGAUUCCGUUUCUUCCAGCACGUAUACGGAGAGUUCACUAGAUACGUCACUUCCUCAAACUGAAAUUGGGCCUAUACCACCUUAUGUAGAUAUUACUAAUCUUAGUCCUAAUUUUCGAGCAGAACUCGAUGAAUUGUUAAACUACUAA
This is a messenger RNA of Necator americanus (New World hookworm), 1176 nucleotides long. RefSeq lists its product as uncharacterized. NCBI's taxonomy places the organism in Eukaryota, Metazoa, Nematoda, Chromadorea, Rhabditida, Ancylostomatidae. The record is from RefSeq and is a predicted model, not a curated record. Gene Ontology annotation, molecular function: protein serine/threonine phosphatase activity. Gene Ontology annotation, biological process: protein dephosphorylation. Bases 1 to 1176 code for a protein of 391 amino acids. The transcript has 10 exons.